Molecule: messenger RNA, 1650 nt
Organism: Linnemannia hyalina
Lineage: Eukaryota; Fungi; Mortierellomycota; Mortierellomycetes; Mortierellales; Mortierellaceae
Source: the annotation of a GenBank genome assembly
AUGGAGAUCGUCCGCGAGAACUUCCAGCGGGAGCUGCCAUACAUCAAGGAGGCCAUCGAAGAGUGCGAGUUCAUCGCCAUCGACGCAGAAUUCUCAGGACUUCACACGGAACCCAACCGCAGAACUCAGAACACGACCCUGGAAGAAGGCUACGAGGACCUGCGCAAGAGUGCCAGCAAGUUUCUCACCAUUCAGAUUGGAAUCUCGACCUUCAAGUUUGAUCCGUCAAAUGGAAGCUACUUGGCGAAGCCGUUCAACGUCUUUGUUUUUCCAACCACUCUGACGGGAUACUCGCCUCAGGGAAGAUGCUUCUUGACCGAGGCUUCUAGUCUGGAUUUCCUGGCCAAGAACCGAUUCGACUUUAACAAGUGGGUCUAUCAAGGCGUUCACUACAUGACAAAGGAUGAGGAGGAGAUCUAUAAGCGGGAACGUACCAAGGCGGUGAAUAAUGAGAUGGACAACAUUGCCGUGGAUGCUCUCAACACCAUGUGGCUCCAGGAUGUCAUUAAGCGCAUUGGAGAGUGGAAGAACAGCAAGCAAGCCCUGAACUUUAUCAACAUUCAGACCAACAAUGCCUACCAACGUCGCCUUGUCUAUCAAGAGCUCAAUGCCCGAGGACAAGCUGGACAUAUCCAUAUCACCAAGAUCACGGAGAAGGAGCUGGAAAUACAACAGCAGCAGCGUCAAUCAGAUUUGCUGGUUCGUGGUGUCUCUGACAAGUGUGUGGAGAACAGACGCGACAUCGAGAGCUCUAGAGGAUUCCGCGAAGUGAUUGAUAUCUUAUCCGCCUGCAAGAAGCCCAUCGUAGGCCACAACAUUGUCGUGGAUCUCGCUUACAUUCUCGCGCAAUUUGUCGGCCCUCUUCCACCAACUGUCGAUGGAUAUAAGAAGAUGAUCCACAAGACAUUCCCAACAGUUAUGGAUACAAAGUACGUAUCCUACACCGCGAACGCACUCAAGGGUCUUGCAUUCGAUUCCAGCUUGGGAGGUCUGGAGAAUAUGGUCGGGACAAUCAACUUUAUGGGCUGCCCUAGAAUCACUCCUCACUAUAGACACCAGCGCUAUCUCUCCCGGGACUUGUCGCACGAGGCAGGCUACGACGCGUACAUUACUGGGUCUAUCAUGAUCCGCAUGCUGGCGUUGAUCGCCAAGAAUGAGGCUCCCGUACCAGCUCCAUUGACCAAACGCGAGAUCGAGGUCAGAAAAAAUGGCAAGAAUGAAAAGAGACCCAACUCUUCAAAGGAUUCCAAGGCAUCCAAGACGCCAAAGAAGAACGCUGAACCCAAGAAGGCGUCGUCACCCCCACCUGUACCUGUUGCGGUACCUGCUCCUGCUCCAGUUCCCGCGGCGCCCAAGAAGUUUUCAUACGCGGACAUUGUUCACCGUCAACGUGCCCCCGCUGCUGCCCCAGCCCCCGCUGUUGUUGCUCCUACCCCAGUGCCUCCAACGCCAGUUGUGGAAGAGGAGGAGGAGGAAGAAGAGAUGGAGGAAAGCGAAAGCAGCGAGUCAGACUAUGACUACAUUCAGGAAUCGGACUUUCCGGUGCAUGAGAGACCUUUCUCUUGGCAGAGCCAAUCAGUUACCACACUGCAGAAUGUUUUGCACUGGGGUCGGUCCUCCCAUGGAUGCAUCAACCUCGUUAGCUCGUAA